This is a messenger RNA of Lonchura striata (white-rumped munia), 3040 nucleotides long. RefSeq names its product interleukin 17 receptor A (gene IL17RA). The record is from RefSeq and is a predicted model, not a curated record. Lineage: Eukaryota; Metazoa; Chordata; Aves; Passeriformes; Estrildidae. Gene Ontology annotation, molecular function: interleukin-17 receptor activity.
AUGGCGGGCGCGGGGCCGCCGCCGCUGCUGCUCCUCCUGCCGCUGCUGCUGGCCCGGCCGCCCGCCGCCGCUGCCCUGCGGCUGCUGCUGGACGCCGCGCCGCCUUUCACCUGCUCGCAGCCGGAUUUAAACUGUCUCGUAAGAAAUAGCACUUGCAUGGAGUCAAGUUGGCUGAAUGUUGCUGCUUGGACUCCCUCUGCUCCAAGCAGUCUCCACGUUUCUUCUGAUGUUUUCCGUAAGGAGGAUGGAAAACUGGUCCCUGUGCUUCAGAUAGAGUGGAAAGUGGCCACGGAUGCCAGCAUCCGCUGUCUGGAAGGGGCAGAGCUCGCCGUCAUGCAGGUCAGCAGCAAUCAGCAGAUCUGUGCCCAGUUUGACUUCCAGAACAAUUUGCCUCUUCAGGUCCGUCCGGAUGGAGGCCGGUGGAAUUUCACUUUUGACCGUUUUGAAGUAGAACCUGGCCAGACUUACCAAGUGACUGUGUAUCACCUGCCCAAACUGGGCAUAAAUGGAGACUACAAUUGCAAGUCCACUUCUCUUACAAUGCCUGAUUGCAGGGAUUCUCUGAUGAAAAGAACCAUCCCAUGUAUAAAGACAGGCAGCUUGUGGGAACCCAGGAUCCAGGGUAAAAGUCUAGAUGAUGCAACGCUGCUCGUGAGCUUCCACCCAUGGAUGGAGCCAGCCCGGUACCAAAUCCAUGUGUCCAGUUACCUGAAUGAGAAGAGAUGUAAAAUGACCACCCAUGAUUUCACUGAGGAUGGACUACAACAGCGAGUGAAUGUCACAAUCAAAAUAGAGAAGAACAUAAAAGCUUGCUGUAGCUACCAAGUCCAGAUUCAGCCAUUCUUUGCAAACUGUGGCACAGACUGUCUGAGACACUCUGCUUUCAUCCCAUGUGAACCACUUCCAAGUACAGAACCAUCGGAUGAUAUGAUGAUAUGGCUCUACUGGUGUAUCACUGGGAUCUCUGUGUUACUGGUGGGGUCAGUCAUAACAGUUGUGCUGUGCAUGACUAAAAAACGAGCAGAGCGCCGGCGAAGGAAAUGCAAUCACGACAGUUUGCAAGCUGCACCGCACACCGAGCUGUCCCUGCCGCCCUUGAAGCUGCGGAAGGUUUGGAUUGUGUACUCUGCUGAUCACCUGCUCUACGUGGAUGUGGUGAUGAAGUUUGCUGAGUUCCUGAUGACAGUCUGUGGCACUGCUGUGGCCUUGGAUCUGCUGGAAGACCACCAAAUCUCGGAGCUGGGGCCCUUACCCUGGCUCACACGGCAGAAGAAGGAAAUGGAAGAGCUGUCUUCAAAGAUCAUCAUCUUGUGUUCUCGGGGCACCCAGGCCAAAUGGCAGGCCAUGCUCGGGAGUGAGCCUGUGUGUCUCAAGCAAGAUCAGCAGAAGCCAGUGGGAGACCUGUUCACCCCAGCCUUGAAUCUGAUCCUGCCAGAUUUCAAGAAGCCAGCCUGUUUUGGAAUGUACAUAGUUUGCUACUUUGAGGGAAUAAGUAGUGAAAGAGAUAUACCCGAUCUGUUCAAUGUCACAUCCAGAUACCAACUGAUGGACAAGUUUGAGGAUAUUUAUUUUCGGAUUCAGGAUCUAGAGAAGUUUGAACCUGGGCGGAUCCAUCGAAUCCAGGAAAUAACAGCUGAAAAUUACAUCGAUACCCCCAGUGGGAGGAAGUUGAAAGAGGCCAUAGAGACGUUCAAGAACUGGCAGACUGAGCACCCAGACUGGUUUGAGAAUGAAACCAUCUGCUUGGAUAGUGAUGAAGAGUUGCAUUCCCUGAACAGAGAGAGCCAGGUGGAUUCACUGCUGAGUGAGCCAGGUGGAAUUGUGAAACACCAGCUGCACCUACAUGAGCCUGACCCCGGCUGCUGUUACACCAUCAACCUCCACAUGCAUGAAGGUGAAAGUGCAGGCUGCAAGCUGCAGCCUCAGCUUAAUCCAUGUGGGGAUCCAAAUUCCCAGACUGUGGUCCUUCCUCUGGAUGUUCCUCCAGUUCAGGUAGUGGAGCCAGUCUCUUCCAUAGAAGAUAAAAAUAUACUCAGUUACCAUGUGCUGAGUAAUGAAGACUGUAUGGAAGGAGUUCCUCUUCUGGAGACAAGCUUUCCAAUGAGGAAUAACGUCAUCCUCCACGAUGGCUCUGAAGCUUCAGUAGCUGACCAGAGUCCUGCGAACUUGUCAGAUGUCCUGAGUGACCAUCUGAAUGGACUCAUGUACCCUCUUUACCAACAGAGUGUCAUUCCUUCAGAGCCUUAUCUCUGUCAGGGGGAGGCUGACGAGCAGAACCAGCUGGUCUUUGUUGACCCAUGCAAAGACCAAAGACAGUCAGUGCAGUCAGACCAGGGCUACAUCUCCAGAUGCUCCCCUCUGCCUCCUGAGGACCUUCUAGAGGAGGAGGAGGAAGAGGAGGAGGAGGAUCAGGAGCAACAGGGGGGCUUCCAUGAACUCUCUCCAGAGGUUUUGAACAGCCUAAAGAGCCUCCAGAAGCAGCUGUUUUUCCAGGACAUUCAGAGGUGCUCUAGCUGGAGCUAUCCAGCAGAGGUGAUGGACAUUGACCAAUCUUUGGAGGACUGUUAGGCUCUGCCUGGGACCUGCUCUGUUUGAAAUACAGGGAUGGAAGGUGGUCCCAUGCAGAGUAGUACUGAGGCUGCAUUUCCAGCACUGUCCUUGUAUUGUAAAUGGCUUAGUGCUGGGACCUUCCUGUGUGCUGCUGGGAUGUAGCACUGCCCAGCAGACGUGGAGUGUUGCUUCCAGUCUCUGUGGAGAGAAGCCACGAGUGUUGGCCACCCCUGUGAAAGAACAGGCAGUGGUUCUGUUCCUUGGGGAAAAGCAUUACACUGACUUCUCACUGAUGGAUGGCAGAAAAAUUACUGUGGCUCAUCCACUCGUGCCUUCAAAAUGCCCUCCAGCUGUACUGAUUCCAUUGCACUGGAUAAAAAGUCACAGGCAUGGUUUAGAUAACGUGGUGACAGUUGCCAUUUUAAUGCACAUUUUAAACAUUUCCUUGUAAAUACUGUAUUAAAGAUGUGUGCCUUAAAUUUCAUCUAUA